AUGGCCAGCAACCAUCCGGACCCGCUGGUUCGACAGCAUACGCACGACAUCGAACUCGGUGUCUCCGAUGUGCUCCAGCGCCACAUCACUCGCCAUGUGGUUGCGCCAAAGGCGGUGUCCCAGCGGAGGCUCAAUUUUGAGCACAAACGACCGCGGAUUCUGCGAGAAAUGAUGGCGGAAGCCACCGGCGUGUUCUUCUACGUGUUCCCUGGUAUCGCCUCCGUGGCCUCAUUCACCCUUGCUACCACCAAUGGCGUCGGGGCGGCCGUGGGAAUCCCGGUCUUUGGGACUCUUUUCCAGAUUGGUUGUGCAUUCGCCUUGGGCAUCGCGUUUGCCAUCAUUACCUGUGCACCCACUAGCGGUGGGCACUUCAACCCGGCUAUCACCAUUUGUUUCGCUAUUUGGCAAGGCUUCCCAUGGAAGAAAGUCCCCCACUACAUCUUCUCCCAGAUCUUUGGCGCGUUCAUAGCCGGUCUGUUCCUCAUGGCGUGCUACUGGCCGCAGAUCCAAGCAGCCAAAGCCAUCGAUCUCAAAGAGCACGGAACUGCGGUCUACAAUGGCGGAGUGGCCAGCAUAUUCUGCACGUUCCCCAACCCGGACCAGCACAACCAGGGGUACCUGUUCUUCCAGGAAUUCUUUGUCGACAGCUACAUCGGCAUCCUGAUCUGGGCGUGUCUCGACCCGGCCAACCCGUUCGUCAGCCCGUCGUCCGCGCCGUUCACCAUCGGCCUGGUCUACGCGACCAUGGUCUGGGGCUUCGCGGGGAACAGCAUCUCGACCAACCUGGCCAGGGACCUGGGGACGCGCAUCGUCGCGGCCAUCUUCUUCGGCGGCGAGGCCUUUAGCUUCGACAACGGCUACUCGUGGAUCUCCAUCCUGGUCAACAUCCCCGCCACCAUCUUCGCCACGGGAUACUACGAGUUCCUCAUGCGCGACAGUCUGCAGAAGAUCCAGAAGGGCCACGCUGAGCACGAGGAUGGCGAGGAGGGCCUCCACAGGUAUCUUUCCAAGGUUACCGGGAUGGAUAUGCCGGCACCGACGACCGAGCGUGGGACGAUGAAUGCUGCGAAUGGUAUCAUUGAGAAGCAGUUUUGA
Messenger RNA from Fonsecaea pedrosoi CBS 271.37, 1095 nucleotides. RefSeq lists its product as uncharacterized. Gene Ontology annotation, biological process: water transport; glycerol transmembrane transport. The transcript has 3 exons. NCBI's taxonomy places the organism in Eukaryota, Fungi, Ascomycota, Eurotiomycetes, Chaetothyriales, Herpotrichiellaceae. The record is from RefSeq and is a predicted model, not a curated record. Gene Ontology annotation, molecular function: glycerol channel activity; water channel activity. Bases 1 to 1095 code for a protein of 364 amino acids. Gene Ontology annotation, cellular component: plasma membrane.